Messenger RNA from Panicum hallii, 1018 nucleotides. RefSeq names its product germin-like protein 3-5. NCBI's taxonomy places the organism in Eukaryota, Viridiplantae, Streptophyta, Magnoliopsida, Poales, Poaceae. Gene Ontology annotation, cellular component: cell wall. Gene Ontology annotation, molecular function: manganese ion binding. Bases 76 to 750 code for a protein of 224 amino acids. The transcript has a single exon. The record is from RefSeq and is a predicted model, not a curated record.
GUCACUGCUAUACUCCACAACACACCAGUCCCCCCAGUCACCAGCUGCUUUCACACCGGCCCUAGUUCACUAGCGAUGGAGCACUUCAACAAAGCCCUAACCGCAUUGUUCUCCAUGGUGCUGUUGGCUCCCCUCCUCAUGGCCACCGACCCCGACCCUCUUCAGGACUUCUGCGUCGCCGACCUCAGCGGCACGCCGUCGGUGAACGGCCACCCGUGCCUGCCGCCCUCGUCCGCCGGCGACGAGUUCCUCUUCUCGACCAGGAUCGCCAGCGGGGGCGACCCGCUGGCGAACCCAAACGGCUCCAACGUGACGGAGCUCGACGUGUCGGAGUGGCCCGGCGUGAACACGCUCGGCGUGUCCAUGAACCGCGUCGACUUCGCGCCCGGCGGCACCAACCCGCCGCACAUCCACCCGCGCGCCACCGAGGUCGGGCUGGUGACCCACGGCGAGCUCCUCGUGGGCAUCAUCGGCAGCCUCGACUCCGGGAACCGGUACUACUCCAAGGUGGUCCGCGCCGGCGAGACCUUCGUCAUCCCGCGCGGCCUCAUGCACUUCCAGUUCAACGUCGGCAAGGAGGCGGCCGCCAUGGUGGUGUCGUUCAACAGCCAGAACCCCGGCAUCAUCUUCGUGCCGCUGACGCUGUUCGGGUCUUCCCCGCCGAUUCCGACGCCGGUGCUCGUCAAGGCGCUCCGGGUGGAUGCUGAGGUCGUCGAUCUCCUCAAGUCCAAGUUCACCGGUGGGUACUGAGAGCCGGCUGGUCUCAUUCCCAUCAUGGCUUGGCGGAUUUAUCCGUAGGCAAUUGAUGCCCGUUGGAUCAACAACAAUUUGAAAUAAUCACAGCUAUAAAUAAUGCCGAUGCCAGAAGUCAGAAAUUAUGCUUUGGUUAAGAAGUCGUGAUAAUAAGCAGUAAGUUAGAUUGCCUCGAGGUUCACUACCUAGUCGGGGAAUCAAAAUGUAUUUGCUCAUUUUUCAUGUGUAUUGUGAAUGAAACUAUAUAUAUAUAUAUAUAUAUAUA